AUGGUUGAGGUCAAUGUAGACGAAGAUCUGAUGACCCUCUAUCCCGACCUCACUGUUUCCGUCGAUGUCACAACCAAAGUCUACACUAAGAAAGCUUAUGACAGUCAAAUGCAACAAUAUUUCUUCCGCGGUAGGUUGCCUACCAUGGAAUCGAGGUCAAUGGUGUGGUUGUAUUGGGGUACCAAGGAAGAUAUUAUCGAGAAAUACGUGAAGAACAAUGGCCAUGCUGGUCACACUGGAAAAUGCAGUAGAAGUUUCCGCAGCUGCGGCUAUGGAAUGUCCCACCAGCCAGUGCUUCGUCUGGUCAGACCUAUUGCAUUUUCCGUGGUGGAAUAA
Botrytis fragariae is the source of this 336-nucleotide messenger RNA. RefSeq lists its product as uncharacterized. The record is from RefSeq and is a predicted model, not a curated record. The transcript is spliced from 2 exons. Lineage: Eukaryota; Fungi; Ascomycota; Leotiomycetes; Helotiales; Sclerotiniaceae. Bases 1 to 336 code for a protein of 111 amino acids.